CUCAAUUGUAGAAGCACUUUGUAAAUAUGGCGUUGGCCCAGCACUCUCCACGCCGUCACCGUUCUCCCUAUUCGUCGUCAUCUCCUAUGUAUACAAUACCACACUUUGGAAGAGCCUCGGAUGUUAUAGCCGAAGCUCGAGCGUCACUGAAACAUCCUACAAGACCUUUUACACCUGCACCAAAUAAGAGAGAUAGAGAAAAAGGAUUGAUCUGGAAUGAGGGAAACAAUAUAGAUGAGGCAGAUUAUCGUAGAUUUAUAGCAGGCAGAAGAACCGUCCCGAUCGCUCAUCAAUCUCCUCAUCGGCCUCUUGCCUCCCCUCUUCCGCGACGUCUCGAGCCUAUUUGCUCAGCCGAUCGUUUGCAUGCGGCAACGGCAACUGAAUCUCAAGAUGACGCCGACGACGAAGCGGGUUAUUAUCCCUCCAAUAAGCUUAGUGUCGAUCAUGCGAGUGAGAGCAUCCAGUAUUUUCCGACUCCGGCCAUGACACCAAUACCACCAAUGGACUCUCCAAGUUCCUCGCGCCCAGAAACUGCUUCACCCCCACGGUCCAAGAUCGAUGAAGACCAGCAUUGGACAUGUAUUAUCGAUAAGCUGCGCGCUCUUACAUCACAAGGAUCAAGCAACCUCCUGGAGCGGUUUUUGGAAGUUUGCAGCGCAAUGAGUGCUGCUCAUUGGCUGCGACAUGGGCAAGACAAGACACAGGAACGACGACAGAGAGAAUAUGUGAUGAGAGAGAUCAUAAAAUGGAUGGAUACUGCCGGUGAGCCGGAGGUGGCGAUAGCCGGAUGCAAGAUCGUUCUAAAUAUCACACGACAUGAUCGAGUUUUGGCCAACGCUUGCAAGCUUCUUUUCAAGCUCAGUAAAACGGAAAGAAACGAUGCAUUUUUUGCCGACUAUCAAGUGUCUGACGGCCUGGUCGAUUUCAUCUCUCGAUACUUGUCUGGCCUCCGGCCGCCUAAAACCCUAUUUGGUCCUCGAUGUGCGCUCCUCACGUAUGCAAUAGCAACUCUGAGAAAUAUCUCGCACGGGGACCAGAAUGGAAAGGCUGUUGUAACGGCCGGGGGAGUGAGAGCUCUUGGGCGGGCUAUGAAGAUGAUAACGGAGCUGGACCUUCGACAUCGGCCUGAUGAUCAGUUUAUGCAAGCUAUCCAUCUUCUCAUUCAAACUACAGCGGCUCUACGAAAUCUUAUAUCGUCUCAAGAGCACUAUAUAUGCUUUCUUCAAAUUGUCAGCAAAGGAGACUCGCAAACAGUAGUGGAAAUAUUGGUGCGGCUACUCCAUCCGGACGUAGGAUUACAUGAUUCCCCAGAGAUCAUGUUGAGCGUAUGCCGGAUUUUGAGUAAACUGUCGCUAAACCCCGACUUUCUUCCCUACCUCGGCGGUUCACAAAACAUUGACGCAUUCCUGCACCUUCUUGUAAAGUAUCAAGCUGACAAGCACAACCUACAGCCGCUCUUGGUUCGUAUCUGCUUCAUCCUGGGAAAUCUGACCACAACCCUGUCCACCGACCAUGCGCAUUUGAGAAGCGGUAUAUCGGAUUUGGUUGCCUUGUUGGGAAUGUAUAUUUCUGUUGAGGUUGGAACCGACAGCGAGGAAGAGGAAGAAUAUGGAGCAUAUCAGGGAAAGGAGACGGAAGAGGUGUUGAUAAAGCUCAUCCGACUCCUUGCCAACAUCGCCAUCGAUCCCGUUGGUGGGCAAAGGAUCGUGGAAAUGAUCGAGAUUGAGGCUCUGGUGGACUUACUGGGUCAUAAACCUGUGACCGACCACGAAGAGCUGGUGCUUAAUAUUGUUGGAGCCCUCGCGAACUUUUCAUUUUACCAAGAAGUGAAUAACUACGUUAUUUCACGAAAGGUGGAAAUAGCAAAAUAUAUGAUUAACCUUCUCUUGCACAAUAACCCGGAGGCGGUGGUGGAGGCGUUGAGGAUAUUGGCGAAUCUGUCGCACUACUCUGAUGUGCGAUCAGUGAUGGCGAAACAACGAGGCACGGAAAUUUUGACGAUCUUGCUCGAUCAUGCUAAUCGAAGUGUUCUAUAUCAAACCUGCGGCGUCUUGAUCAAUGUGGUCUCCCCAUCAACGACUCCUGGAGGUGGAUCAUGCAUCCACCGUUCCAUCAUUACGCAAAACGAUGGAGUCGAAAAAUUGGUUGAGUGCAUGGAAGAUGCCCUGGCGAAGGAUGACUACGACCUAGCCGCAGUUGCAGAGAAGGCAUUGCAUAAUAUUGAAAUGUGCUCUGCCUGGUCACAGGCCUAACCAGUAUAACAGAUCCUGGCUUCGUUUAUAAAACAAUUUAUUAUCCGCCCAUACCUUUCACAAAACAUAUCAUACCAUACCAGAUCGACGUAGUAUCUAAGUAUGAUGGAUCUUUUGUCAGCGUGACCUACACACUAGAACAAAUACGAGGGUUGUCACUCAUGAUAAAACUUUCCAACAUCAUCGAACACGGCUAGCGGUUUCGGACUCCUGAUGCUGCCACAAAUGUUGUGAGUAUCCUUGAUUUGC
Messenger RNA from Spizellomyces punctatus DAOM BR117, 2501 nucleotides. RefSeq lists its product as uncharacterized. Bases 27 to 2252 code for a protein of 741 amino acids. The record is from RefSeq and is a predicted model, not a curated record. Lineage: Eukaryota; Fungi; Chytridiomycota; Chytridiomycetes; Spizellomycetales; Spizellomycetaceae. The transcript is spliced from 14 exons. Gene Ontology annotation, biological process: cilium organization. Gene Ontology annotation, molecular function: protein binding.